Coregonus clupeaformis (lake whitefish) is the source of this 5825-nucleotide messenger RNA. It is a transcript of the gene rbm33a, whose product is annotated as RNA binding motif protein 33a. Gene Ontology annotation, molecular function: RNA binding. NCBI's taxonomy places the organism in Eukaryota, Metazoa, Chordata, Actinopteri, Salmoniformes, Salmonidae. Bases 137 to 3847 code for a protein of 1236 amino acids. The record is from RefSeq and is a predicted model, not a curated record. The transcript has 19 exons.
GUUCUGAUUCUCUGCGGAUUGUGGUAAACAACGUUAGCUGUAGCAUUAGCUUGAUUUUAACACAAAAUAGUAAAGAUUUCAAUGUAUUCUUCAAUUGUAUAGAAUUUCGCCUACACUGAGGAAACCGUCUUGCGUAAUGGCGGACAUCCCCGGAGAUUAUGACUUUGAAGAUUAUGACAAGCCAGGUGCAGAGAGAUCACGCAGGAGGAGAGGCGAAGAUGAUAAUUUAGACAGUGAUCUUGAGAGUGAUUUGCUCGAGGAGGAUUGGCUGACAGCCAAAAAGAAUCCCUCAGAAGUGUCAGAUGAGGAAUUGAACGAUGACCUUCUACAAAGUGAUGAAGAAGAUCAAAACAUCGGCCAGGGUGUUAGCCUCAAUGCUACUCUAUGCGAAUUUGACCAGCAGGUGAACCCCAUAGACUACCCAGAACACCUAGGAGAUGUAGAGGGGGGCUACCAGCAGGAGGGGGGAGAGUACGUGGACGAGUACAGCCAGCCCAAUGACAUGGAGAUGCCAGACGGCCAAAUGGAAUACUCAGGAGAACAGGCUGGGGGCGACGGAGUGUUAGACAUUCAAAUCAAUGAGCCUCUAGACGAUGAAUUUCAAGUGGAUGAUUACUCACCAAGCUAUGGAGGUGGAGAACAGCAGGCAGAGCAACAGGAAGCCCCAGAGGGAGAGGAGGAGGAAGUCUCUCAGCUCGCAGACACAGAGGCUGAGAAUGAACCAGAGCCAAAGGAAGAAGUGAAGGAGGAGGAAGACGAGGAUGAAGAGGAAGACGAUGAUGGAGAGUCUGGCCGGUUGCGGUUCAAAACAGAGCGUAAGGAUGUCACGUCUGGUGUUGUGCGUCUGGCGGAUGCAGCAACCAAAAGAAGAAACAUUCCUGAAACAUUAGAGCUGUCUGAAGAGGCCAAAGCAGACCUGAUGGAGUUUGAGGAGAAGGAGCGCCAGAGGAAGCAGGGCCGCUUUGGGGGCCGAGGAGGAAGAGGAGGAGGAGAUAGAGGAGGAUUCAGAGGUCGAGGAUUAAGAGGGAGGUUCCCCGGAUUUGGGAUGGGAGACUUCGGUGGAGGAAGAGGACGAAUGAAUGACCUGAGGCUCCCAAUGGUGCCUCUACAUAUGGGCAUGCAGCAGUCUCCCUCCAGAAUGCCUCCCCCUCACCACCACCAACAUCAUCAUCCUCAGCAGCACCAUCACCAGGGUGGCCCUCGAGGGCCCUCCUUCCAGGAGCACGGUGGUGGCCCGCUGGCCCAGCAGCCCCUGCAGCCCCUCAUCCCCCUGCACAUGGCCCAACGCGGGGCACCAGUCAGGCCCCAGAUUGACCCACCGCCCCGCAUGAUGAGUCCCCCUCCCUCACACAACCACCAACAGCAACAACAACAGCAGCAGCAGCAGCAGCAGCAGCAGCAGCAGCCCAAGAACAUCCACAUCAACCCCCAUUUCAGGGGCCCUGCGUCCUCCCCUGCGCAAGUGCCCUUGAUGCCUCCUGCCCAGAGCCAGCCACCCAGACCUGCUGUGGGUCCUCAGAGGUUCCCUGGACCGGGGGACUUCCAGCAACAGCACAUGCCUGGUAAUUUCAGCCAGCCGCCCCAGAGGCCCCCCCAUCACAUGGAGCCCUGGAGGAACCAGCCUCCCCCCACCCCCCAGGACAGAGAGCCCUUCUUCAUCGGGGAGCCAGGGCGGUUCCCAGGGCAGCAGCUGCUCAUGUUCGAUCACCAGAACCCUGGUUUGCUCAUGAACAGUAACAACCACCAGCUCCCCGGCCAGGGCCACAUGGCCUUCAGUCAGCCAAGCCCAGGAGGGUUCAACCCGCCAGGCCAGGGUCCAGGGGGCCAGCUAGGGAUGUUCCAGAGAGAGCCCCCCAGACCUAACCUGCCUCCCCAGGGCCACCCCCAGAGCCACCAGGGCAUGGCCAGCCUGACUGGGCACAGCGGACCCACCAACACCAGGCUCUUCAUGGGUCACCGUCAGCCCGGCUUCCCCCAGCAGCAGGGGACUCCCGGGCCCUUCCCCUCACAGCAGCUCCAGUUUGGGAUGCAGGUACGGAUGAGAGGCUUGAUGCAGCACGGCCUUCUCCACUCGCAGCUCCAGCAUCAUGACUUGCCUCUAUCCCAUCAGCAGCAACAACAACAUCAGCAGCACCGCAGACAGGACCUGUCUCAGCCUCACCCUCAGCACCACCCUCACCCCCAUCCCAGCGAGCAGCGGCAAGGCCCCAUGAUGCACCGCGGCGGGCAGGGCCAGCCCCCCUUCCACCAGCAGCAGAUGCAGCAGCACGGCAGCCCCAGACAGAUGCACCCUAGCGUGCCCCGCCCCCAGAACCUCCAGCAGCGCAACGCCCUCAUCAGACCCAGGAUGAGCCCUCCUACCCCCAAAGUUAUUCCCCAGCGCAACAGCAACCUCCGCGAGCUCCCCGUGGCACCUGGCAACCAAAACAUGAACAAUGUCCGCCUUGCCUCUGCGCCAAACGCCUCCAACGUCAGGCCCGUUGCCAGGGCAAUGCAGGGGGGGGUGCGUCCAGGCCUGAACGCUCGGCCGGUACCCGGCGGUGGCAGAGGAAGAGCCCAGCCUACUGCUGCCAACAAGGCUGCAGCACAGCUUCCUGGGCCACCUGAAAGAACGGUGGUUCGCAGGGAUUCCACAGGCACUCGGCCAAACACAGCAGUACAGGAUCCGGACGAGGACGAGGAGACGCGGCAGUACCGUCUGAAGAUCGAGGAGCAGAAGCGUCUCCGGGAGGAGAUCCUGAAGAGGAAGGAGAUGAGGAGGCAGAUGCAGGCCAGCGUCCGCAAGAAAGAGCUACUGGAACGCAUCAACGGCCAAGGUGACCCACCACAACAACAGCCGCAACACCAACAACAGCAGCAGCGUCAGUUUCCUCCUAAACCUCAACAGCCCCAGCAAGGCUCUACUGCCUUCCCUCCUAACGGCAGGGAAGCCCCACAGACGCCCCUCGCGCUCCACCAGAACGUCAAGACCCGCCUGACCAAGGGCCAGGGUCAGCAAGCCCCGGCUCCAGGCUGGCAGGGCGGCCAGCAGGGGCAGAACACUGGCCCCGGGGGCCCCGGUCCCAACCCUAACCAGCAGGUCCAGUGGCAACAGCAACACGGGCAGCAGAGGUGGAACGUUACCCAGCUGAACCCUAUCAGACCAGGGGGGGCCCCUCCCAUGGGGAACAUGCCCAUGCAGGGAGUCCCGAUGGCGGGUUUGGGUUCAGGCCAGGCCCAGUCUCUGGGGCCUAAGUCAGGGGUGAAGAGAACUGUGAUGCAGCGAGCCAAUAGUGGAGACGGAGCAGGGCCGCAAGUCCCACAGAAAGUCAGAGUGGUCAAGCUUCUAGGAGGGGGAGGAGAUGUGAGUGGUGCCAGCGCCCCCAUCCAGCAGCAGGCCACCAGGCCAGCCCUCCAGCUCCGCCAGGGCCCAGUGAGGAAGGUAACCCUGGCCAACCCCCCCGUCGAACAGCCCAUACAGGGCCUGGUCACACAGGGGGGCAGAGGGGGCAUGGGCAACAGGGUGGUUGUCCCAGGGCGUGGCAGAGCCAGAGGGGCAGCGGGGGCUGGAGGAGCGGGUCAGCUGGGGCGUGGGCGCCUGAUUCCCACCAGACAGAGCCAGCGAGGGGCAGGGGACAGCCAGGCCUGUACUGUGUCCAUAGACGGCCUCUCCACAUCCACCACCGACGCGCAGCUCCGAAACUUGCUCAACUCAAUCGGCCCCAUCCAGAUGUUCAAAAUGCUGCCCCAGCAGAGGAAAGCCAUUGCCAAAUUUCACAAUCCCCAGCAUGCCUUGAGUUUCCAAGUCAGCUUCAACAGGCAUAUGAUAGAUUUGUCCCAUAUUGACGUGUCACUGAUUGAUGUCUGAAGCGCGCGGUAGAGGGAGGUGUCGAGCGCCCAGUGCAGGACGUCACGCCUGGCGCUCAUGCGGCUUGGAGGCUUCCGUGUACAGAUCCACAGCCCUAUGGAACGCUAAGAGCCUACACCGCACCCUCAUCCUCCUCACAACAAGCACCCCUGACUGCCUCACCUGCUGACUAUCUACUGUGGAAAACGUCAACACAAAGCAGCAUGUUUUGCUCAUGGUUGAAUUGCCGUCAAGGGGGAGGUUCAAUGCCGGUUUCAUGUGACAAUAUGUUUAUGGUCGCUGGUCUGGACACUUGGACAGACGUGACUCUAGAGGGAAGAUACUGGAUAGUCUGUGAAAAGAUGAGAAAAGGUUUGAGUAAAAGGUUUGUGCAUCGGGCACUAACGACAACAAGAAAUAGUGGUUGACACUGGAUAAUGGUUGCUCCCACGCUCAGCUCAGUUGUGAACACCAUCGAUAUCAACGAUUAGGGAGAAGAGUUUUGGAGAUCUGUGUAUAGGCUAUUUAACUUGUACCUGGAGAUUUUGCAAAUUUUCUGAACAGGUGUUUUUGAUUCGAGGCAAGCUGCUGAUGUAGGUCUUGGCUGAAUGAAACGGGUGUAGAAUAGGUGCGAGGCUUGCCACUACAUAUUUUCCAUUCUGGAAGUGCCAUUUUCCUUCUAUAGAUGGCAGCAUUUCAUAAUUAUUGUGGAUUGGAAACUAUGGGGUGGCUUUUCGUAUAGAGCCCUUCCUCAAGCAUCAUUUAGUUUCUGGGUAAAUGGCACUGCCUAGUGGAGAACUUAAGCCAUUAAAAAAACAAUCUGUUCUAAUGCAGUUUGACGGUGAUUAUGGUGAUCAUUCAAACUUGCACUUGCACCAGGUAACGAUUCCAAGGAUUUUUGUUCAAAUAGAAUCUAGAUUGAUUAGCCAUGCAACAUUAUAGGAAGUUCUUAAACCUAUUCCUAACAUAAUUUCACUCUUCUGUUAAAGAAAGCCCUUGUUUUGACUGGCCACCAUGUCUUCACCUUUCAGUUUCGGAGGAAUACUAGGCUAGAUGACAUGGAUAAAUAGUGUGUAUUUGUUAGGUUUUCUCUACACUGAAGUUCAUUGACGUUACGCAGAAAGACUGGUUUAAUUGUCCUUCUCAAGCUAGUGAGUCUAUUUUGACCGGUAGCGUUACUUGAUCAUUAGAAAAACGUGUACUUUAAUAGGGAGCCGUUCGUAUAGUCUUUUUAACUGGGUAAACAUGAAUAGGGCACCUAAGUUUGAUCUCGGAAUGCGUUUUAGACAUUUUAAUUUUGGGGAUGCACUCAACAUGUUUAGUUUUGUAUAUUGUUGGCAUUUCUGAUUUCAUUGGUACAUGUCCGGUUUAGUGGGUUUGCUAGCUCCAAAAUAAAUCAUCAUUACAGAUUAAUUUUAAAGGUUUGUCAGUGUUUCCCCUAGAUUUUGUUUUAGCAGUGGUGGCAACUGUCGCGGAAGGUGGGUGGGGGGUCAGGCAAGGUUUUUCUGGAUCAAAAAGGGGUUUAUCUGGUGGGCGUGUUGGGGGGUGUGGUAAUGGGCGUGGACGGCCCAUUGCCACAGCUUCAUUCGAUCCAGAAUUGGCGGCGGAGAGACAAAUGUGCUGUUUUUCAGCUAAUUUCCUGCAAUUCUAUACAUUGCAUUUUGCCAUGGCUGUUUUCUUAUGCUCACACAUUAUAACAAAAGCAAUGGGUACCCUAAUCGGGGGCCCUAAUCGGGGGCCCUGGGUAUGUGCCCUGCGUGUCCGGUCAGUAAUCCAGCCAUGCCAAAAAUACUCCUAAAUUCAUCGUUUUUAGAAUUUUCUGUUCUCCCUAACUGUCUAGCUUUUAUUUGAGAGAUUUCUAGUUCUCAAAGAUUAUAUUAUUAAAAAAUAUAUAUGUAAAUUAUAAUUUCUACAUACUUUGUCUGGUUUUUGUCAUUUAAGUUUACACUAAAAAAAAUUUCCCGUCCCACUUUUUAAAAUAUAUUUGGUGGGGGGGGGG